This is a messenger RNA of Limanda limanda (common dab), 1763 nucleotides long. RefSeq names its product STKc_SGK domain-containing protein. Gene Ontology annotation, biological process: protein phosphorylation. Lineage: Eukaryota; Metazoa; Chordata; Actinopteri; Pleuronectiformes; Pleuronectidae. Gene Ontology annotation, molecular function: ATP binding; protein serine/threonine kinase activity. The record is from RefSeq and is a predicted model, not a curated record. Bases 84 to 1364 code for a protein of 426 amino acids. The transcript has 13 exons.
GGAACGCGCACAGGAGCGAGUGUUGUGUGUUUCUGUUUCCUUUUUUCUCUUUCCACUGGAUUUGUAUUUACCUGUCGCUCGUCAUGGCCGUGACCGAAGCUGGAUGCGAUCUAACUUACUGCAAGAUGAGGGGGAUCGUUACCGUCCUCGCCGCUUUCAUCAAGGAGAGAAAAAUGGGGCUGAACGACUUCAUCCAGAAGCUGGUGUCUACCCCACAUAUCUGCCAGCAUGUCGAAGUGAACACUCUCCUGAAGAUUGAUGAGAAUCAAAAUGAAGAGUUGGAAAAGGAACUUCUUGACAAUCCUAUGUGCCUAAAUUCCAGAAGCUCACUGGCCGAGGACACUCAGAUCAAACCCUGUGAUUUUGACUACCUCAAAAUCAUCGGCAAAGGCAGCUUCGGAAAGGUUCUGCUGGCUCGGCACAAAGAGUCCUGCGAAUACUACGCCGUCAAAGUUCUGCAGAAGAAAAUCAUUAUGAAGAAGAAAGAGCAAAAGCAUAUCAUGGCCGAGCGCAGCGUGCUGAUGAAGAACAUCAAACAUCCCUUCCUGGUGGGCCUGCACUACUCCUUCCAGACCAAUGACAAACUCUACUUUGUGCUGGACUACGUCAACGGUGGAGAGCUGUUCUACCACCUCCAGAGGGAGAGGGUCUUCCUGGAGCCCAGAGCCCGGUUUUACGCGGCUGAAAUCGCGAGUGCGCUCGGCUACCUCCACUCCCUGCACAUCGUGUACAGGGACCUGAAGCCGGAGAACAUCCUGUUGGACUCGCAGGGCCACAUCGUGCUGACGGACUUCGGUCUCUGCAAAGAAGGCGUCGAGGCCAACGGAACCACCACGACUUUCUGCGGGACGCCAGAGUACUUGGCCCCUGAGGUUCUCCAGAAGCGGGCGUACGACCGCACCGUGGACUGGUGGUGCCUGGGAUCCGUGCUCUACGAGAUGCUCUACGGACUUCCUCCGUUCUACAGUCGCAACACAGCGGAGAUGUACAACAACAUCCUGCACAAGGCGCCGGUGCUCAAGCCCAACGUGUCCAACGCAGGCCGGGAGCUGCUGGAGGGGCUCCUGCAGAAGGACUGCACCAAGAGGCUGGGGGUCAAGGAUGAUUUUCUUGAACUCAAGUUCCAUUCCUUCUUUUCUCCAAUCAACUGGGACGACCUGAUGGCCAAGAAGAUCGUCCCUCCUUUCAUCCCCUCAGUGUCUGGUCCCACUGACCUGCGACACUUUGACCCCGAGUUCACCCACAUGCCCGUGUCCUCCUCCCUGUGCAACGACACCCUGGCUGUGACGAGCAGCAUCAGGGAAGCAGCCGGAGCCUUCCCGGGUUUCUCCUACGGGCCUCCAGCGGACCUCUCCUUCAUGUGAACGCCUGAACCUCUGCACACCAUGUCCAGAGGAGUGGAAGAGAAACAGGACUCUGGAUUCAGAGCCUGACAUUGGCAGCAGGGGCCACAAACCGCAGCAAACUGACAGAGGGGACGCUGCAACUAGGGACCUGAGAAAUGGAUUUAACUGAUCCUGAACCACGAGGGGCAGGACAUGAGGGAUCUUGUGCAGGACUUCUGAUGGAGACUCAUGUUUUUACACCCCCGGCCCAUCUCCUCUGUCUCAAGCACCAACAUCCACACAUGUGUGCUAAGUAUGGAUGCACUCUGGGGUCGUGAAACAUGGCGCUCUCGUGGUUCUGGACCUCACAGCUACUGGUGAGGAGACGUGAGGAGAAGUGCCUGAGGUUCACAAGGCGGUCUGGAUGAUGGCGGCGGC